This is a messenger RNA of Ilex paraguariensis (yerba mate), 1183 nucleotides long. NCBI's taxonomy places the organism in Eukaryota, Viridiplantae, Streptophyta, Magnoliopsida, Aquifoliales, Aquifoliaceae. The record is from the annotation of a GenBank genome assembly.
GGUUGAGCAACUUUAUAAGGAUGAGUAUGUAUUCUCUGCGUAUAGUCAGGUUGAGAUUUUUUGUGAUUGCAUUAUCACCAACCUUCGCGAUAUUAGCAAGCGCAGACACCGUUUUGGUCAAGAAUUUGAAAGAAGUAAUGUUGAAUUGCUACCUGGGAAUAAUGUGAACUCUCAAACAAAACACAAUCUUGAUACAAAUCCUGUAUCAGAUGACCUAAAGCUACAAUUAACAGCCGAUAUAGCUAAAGACUAUACUCUUUGUUUGGAGCAUCAAGUUGACGAACAGAACUUAGUACCAAAAUGUCAAGAGUUCUACAUCACAUUGUUCACCUCCAAUUCAAAAGAUGGUUAUUACCCUGAUGAUAUAGAAGAUCAGUCUUUUAGUGGAAAAGGUUUCCAUGGUAAGAACAAGCUUAGCUCCAAGAAACAUGGAACGACGAAGACUUUAAAUGGCAAAUGCAACAAUGAUGGAGACAAAUUAUCUAACGAUGUUAGUGAAGUUGUGUCAAGUUUGAUAUUUGCUGCAUCAAGGUGUGGUGAAUUGCCAGAGCUACAUUUGAUAAGUAAUGUUGAAUUGCUACCUGGGAAUAAUGUGAACUCUCAAACAAAACACAAUCUUGAUACAAAUCCUGUAUCAGAUGACCUAAAGCUACAAUUAACAGCCGAUAUAGCUAAAGACUAUACUCUUUGUUUGGAGCAUCAAGUUGACGAACAGAACUUAGUACCAAAAUGUCAAGAGUUCUACAUCACAUUGUUCACCUCCAAUUCAAAAGAUGGUUAUUACCCUGAUGAUAUAGAAGAUCAGUCUUUUAGUGGAAAAGGUUUCCAUGGUAAGAACAAGCUUAGCUCCAAGAAACAUGGAACGACGAAGACUUUAAAUGGCAAAUGCAACAAUGAUGGAGAGUAUGGAAUAUACUAUGAAUCAAUUCAAGAGAACGCAAUUGAUUACCGGAAGAUCUUAGUCGAAGAAGGUUUUGUUCUGCACAAUUCCUAUGAUGAUCAGGAAAUAGUGGCUCAUUACGAAUAUGAGGAAAUAGAAGAAGAUUCGAUCCCUCGCUUAAGCCAUGUACACCCAAAGCUUCCAGACUAUGAUGAAUUAGUAACCAAGUUCACAUAUAUUAAGAAAGAUCAUAUGCAGAAAUAUUCAAAUAAACGAGCCCUUAGUAGGUGGAUGUGUUGGUAG